This is a messenger RNA of Symbiodinium natans, 1047 nucleotides long. The record is from the annotation of a GenBank genome assembly. NCBI's taxonomy places the organism in Eukaryota, Dinophyceae, Suessiales, Symbiodiniaceae.
AUGUCGUGGAAAGCCUGGAGUGCGGGCGCAGUCCUGCUGGUGGCCCUGAUUCUCCGCGCGGACUUGCUGUGGAAUCGCGGAAGGAGCAUACCGCUUCUCAACUUCUGGCGACCGCCUGGAUUUGCACUGGCCGACAUGCCGGACUUGCAGGGGAAGGUGGCCUUCGUCACCGGCGCUAGCUCCGGACUGGGCUUCGAAACCGCCAAGCAGCUGGCCCUCGCAAACGCCUCCGUGCUGGUGGGAUGUCGGGACGAAGGCAGGUGCCGCCGUGCUUUCGAAGGCUUCCGCGCUGUAGAGGUGCUACACCUGGAUUUGGCAGACCUUCGUCAGGUGGAGCAGGUGGCAGCGCGGCUGGCCCAGCUCCCGGCGUUGCACAUCCUGGUGAACAACGCGGGCGUCGCGACCCAGUUUCCGCACAGUCUGACCCGAGAUGGUAUCGAGACCACUUUCCAGGUUAACUUCCUGAGCCACUUCCUUCUCACGACUCGCCUGCUGCCACUUCUGGAAAGAUCGUCUCCUUCGCGGCUAGUUCACCUCACGUCCGGCGCACACCGGGGCGCGCCCGCCGACGGCGUGCCCCUCUCGCUAGAAGGCAUCAACGACAAGGACGCCAUGGGCCCCUACGCAAGAUAUGGCAUGGCCAAGUUAGCCAACCUCCUCUUCUCCCAAGAGAUUGACAGGCGUUUCGGCCAGCUCGGACUCUACAGCAACGCGGUGCAUCCGGGUGUGGUCGCGACGGAGAUGCUGCGGAGGGACAACUUCGAGGCCAUGUUGGGCCCUCUCCUGGGCGCUUGGGCUUUUCGCGCCGCGCAGCUGCGGAAUCGUCUCUUUGCCUAUGGCGCAGGGGAGGCCGCGCUCAACCUGCUCUUCUGCGCAGCCUCGCCCAUUGUGGAGUUGCAAGCCCUUCGUGGCAAGCUCAUCGUGCCCAUCGCAACCGCAUAUCCGCCCCGCCACGCUCAAGCCUUCAACGACGAGUUUGCAAGACGUCUUUGGGAGUUCAGUGAUGAGCUCAUCUCGACAGCCUUGGCCAAGACUAAGAGCUCGUAG